Monopterus albus (swamp eel) is the source of this 4899-nucleotide messenger RNA. It is a transcript of the gene ets1, whose product is annotated as v-ets avian erythroblastosis virus E26 oncogene homolog 1. The record is from RefSeq and is a predicted model, not a curated record. Gene Ontology annotation, cellular component: nucleus. The transcript has 10 exons. Gene Ontology annotation, molecular function: DNA-binding transcription factor activity, RNA polymerase II-specific; sequence-specific DNA binding. Gene Ontology annotation, biological process: cell differentiation; regulation of transcription by RNA polymerase II. The coding region runs from base 644 to 2110 and encodes 488 amino acids. NCBI's taxonomy places the organism in Eukaryota, Metazoa, Chordata, Actinopteri, Synbranchiformes, Synbranchidae.
CAGCCAUUGUCAUCACACCUGUCUCCACGUGAUGGCUUCCUGCCACUUUCCUGCUAUUUUUACAGGAAGACUCUGGCUACGUGCAAGAGGAAAACACACUAACAAAUAAACAAAUGAAAUACGAAUGCAUCUUAAAACCGAACAGGUUAUUAUUAUGGUAACAUUACCCGAAGCAGGAGAGAAAAUAGUUCUGGGUUAUUUAAUGCAUUGGGAGUCUUAACUUCAUUGUUCAGAUUUCCUGCCAAGCACAAAGGAAACAUCAUAGUUGACUUUAUACUGGAUGCAUAUUCGUCACAUACACGUGGAUUUUGGAUGGCUCUAAAACUAUUUAUUUCAAACCAAACCGACUGAACACCAGGGACUCUACAGGUUUACACCUGUACCGUGGCUGCUUGCUAACUACAAACGCAUGUGAGGUCCAAAGACUACAUGGAAAGGAAAAAAAAACAGGACUUGGAGAGGAACACCGUACGACUGAGGGAGGGACUAAAAGUGUGCAUAAUAUUCCUUUCCUCUGUGGGACUCGCAGCGAGCAGGUACAGCAUCUCCGCAGUCCAACGCACAGCUGUUACGCUCAGCUGCCCACCGCGUCCAGCUUUACAGGAAACUUCUCACAUCGCAGGCUCUGCUUCUCCUGUCUGCAAUGUCCGUGAUGAGUUACUACAUGGAUCCAGUUUCUUCCUACCCAGCCCUUCGCCCCUGUGACCGUGUGGGCGCAAUGAGGCAGAGUGGAGGGGUGGUAGUGGGCCCUCAGACCCAGCUCCCAGGUGUGGUUCACCCUCAGCAGCAGUACUACCCAUCACAGCCCCUGUACCCCCAGGAUAUACCCCUGCAGGAGGUUCCCAACGGACAUGACGUGUGCCCUACAGAUCUGGAGUGUGGAGAUGUCCCCCUGCUAACUCCAGGAAGUAAAGAGAUGAUGUCCCAGGCUCUGAAGGCCACCUUCAGUGGCUUCACAAAGGAACAGCAGCGGCUGGGUAUUCCCAAAGAUCCCAGACAGUGGACAGAAAAUCAUGUGGCUGAAUGGCUAACGUGGACAGUGAAUGAGUUCAGUCUGAAGAAUGUUGACUUUGAUAAAUUCUGCAUGAAUGGAGCCAACCUGUGUGCGAUGGGGAAGGAGCGAUUCUUAGACUUAGCACCUGACUUUGUGGGUGACAUCCUUUGGGAACAUUUAGAAAUGCUUCAGAAAGAGGAUACAAAGCAUUACCCCAUCAACGGACUGACCUCCAAUUUCCAGGAGUCCCGUUAUACCUCAGACUACUUUGUCAGCUACGGAGUUGAGCAUGCUCAGUGUGUCCCUCCUUCUGAAUACUCAGAACCUGGCUUCAUUACAGAGUCAUUCCAGACACUUCAUCCCAUCAGCUCAGAGGAACUGCUGACGCUCAAAUACGAGAGUGAAUACCCUGCAGUCAUCUUACGGGACACACCCCUCAACCCACUGCAGGGGGACUACUUUUCUGUCAAGCAAGAGGUCGUGUCACCUGACAACAUGUGUGUGGGACGCCUCAGUAGAGGUAAACUUGGUGGCCAGGACUCCUUUGAGAGCAUUGAGAGCUUUGAGAGCUGUGACCGACUGACCCAGUCAUGGAGCAGCCAGUCUUCAUUCAGCAGCCUGCAGAGGGUACCUUCAUAUGACAGCUUUGACUCCGAAGACUACCCCUCUGCCUUGCACGGCCAGAAGCCCAAGGGCACCUUCAAGGACUAUGUGAGGGAGCGCUCAGACCUCAGCAAGGAUAAGCCCGUCAUCCCAGCUGCGGCUCUGGCAGGAUACACAGGUAGUGGCCCCAUCCAGCUGUGGCAGUUUCUUCUGGAGCUGCUCACCGAUAAGUCUUGUCAGUCCUUCAUCAGCUGGACAGGCGACGGCUGGGAGUUCAAGCUUUCUGACCCAGAUGAGGUUGCUCGGAGGUGGGGCAAAAGGAAAAACAAGCCCAAGAUGAACUAUGAGAAGCUGAGCCGUGGCUUACGCUAUUACUAUGACAAGAAUAUCAUCCACAAGACAUCUGGGAAACGCUAUGUCUACCGCUUUGUCUGUGACUUAAAAAGCCUGCUGGGAUACACGCCUGAGGAGCUGCAUGCAAUGUUGGACGUAAAGCCAGAUACGGACGAGUGAAAGCAGGGAUGAAAAAGAAGGUGUAGACAUAAGUUAACGAGCCACACAGACUGGGGCUCAAAAAGUGGUCUUAUCUGUUUGAUAGAGUCUGCAAACCGUUUUUUUUGGGGGGACCAGAAUAUUUUUAACGACCAAAUGUCAACUUCAACCUCUUGUCUCUCAGACCAUGUUUUCAAAACAAAGGCACAAGCCAAAAGCCUGUAUUUGUAUCCUAUUACAUUUCAGAUAUGUGUGUGUGUAUGUGUGUUUGAGGGCGUGUAUAUGUGAUAUGUACCGGUAUUAUAUAGCAGCUCCAGUCAGAUGGAGUGCUAUCAGGUAGAUUUCAGGUUCCAUUCUGCCUAAGUAGCACAGUGAGGAGACAAGAGAAAUAGUGAGAGAACAAGAAAACGGUUGCCAAAAUGUAAAAAAGUGAAGAAGGUAUAAUGUCAUAUUUACAGUACAUACAUUUUCACUGUCUCAGUUAGCUGUUUGGCAAGGAUUGAGUUUUCAGCUUGGACCAAAAAAGUGUUGUUUUUAAUUUGUUGUUUAAGCAGCUUAUGCCAAUAUUGUAUUAUUGACAUUGAGAACACCCAGUGUAAACCUAUCAGGUAUAUUUUGGAAAGACUAUUUUUCUUAGAUUUUCAGUGAAGGUUUUACAGUGGAACCAAACCUUAGAUGCAGUUAGAAGUUUAACGAUUCUGUUCUCUAGCAGCCUUUACCUAAAACAUGCUGAUUGGUUAUCAGACAACACUAUAGACACUGGCCCUGUGCCUUGUGGGAUGUGAGGGCCUGAUGGGAUUACUCAUACCAAGAGUGUCUGAUAGACAACUGAAAGCAGCCGUUGCUUUUGAAACUGCCGCUUUCACCUUUACUUAUGUAUUUGUCACCUUGAAAGAGACACAUAUUGUGACUGAAACUUAUGCGUUUUUGCAUAUACCAGUAUUAGCAAACUGUAGACAAUCCACGUGGGGAAAUUCAGGUGUCUUUGGCAAGAAGAGUUGUUCAAUGUGCAGAUUAGAUGCAUAGAAUGUCAGUUCACUGUUCAUAUUAGUGUUACUUUAGGAGUGUUUGAAUAGUCUUCUUUCUGUCUGUACAAUGUUACACGUUACGUAAUCGAUUGAUUUUACCAAGAGAACGAAGGUCAGAUUGUUAUUUGUUUUGUUAUGCAGUACAUUUUAGCAACAAGGCACUGGCUGCAGCAUAGUUAGAAGGUACAAUGUAAGAAAAAGGAACAGGCAAUAGAAAAAAAGUUGGUUAGAGAGAAUUAGAAGCUGUAUGGGGCUGAAAGGAAUCUGUAGAUCUUGCAGGUAAGGAAUAAGAUAGAGAAUGGUUCUCAAAAAUGAAAAAGGUUGGCACUGCUGUGAGGUUUGUAUUACAUGGGUUGUGUACUUUGUCACUGCCAUCGAGGUUGGAUGCAGCUUUCAGCUACAAGUUCAGUGCGAAUAAGCACAUAUAGGACAAGUGGCAGAUAUUUGCAUUUAAUUUGUAAGUUUGCAUGUACCUAUCUAUGAGCUAAUGAAUGCUCAUUACAUAGAGAGUGACUCGUGUAUGAUUCCACCCAUAUGUUUGCAGUUUGCUCAGACUACAUGCAUAGAGAUUAAUUUGUUACAGCUGAGCAAAUUGGCACCAAAUUCCUCUCAACAGUGGGAACUGUGGCUGUACAUUGGCCUUAUGGGAAAUGCCAAAGUAAAAUAUCAUCUUAGAAUACAGUGCUAUUGUUUACAGUGGCUGAAUGUUGCCCAUAUGGAUGAAAAUAACUUUUGUGAUGUCUGUUUGUACAGAUUGUGUUUCAUAAUGCUUUAUUGAGAUCCAGAUUACCCAAAUAAGCGGGAGACAAAGGAGAAAUAAUAACCAAAACCCAUGUGAGGUCUUUGGCCGCAGUGCUUUGGGUAUCAUCCACGAUAAUGGAAGACAGGGACCAGAAAGCUCUCACAUUUUUGUCAAGUGCUGACUUUUCUUUUAUCUCUUUUAAUAAGUUGAAAAGCACACAGCUUUAGGACAAAGAGAAACUUCUUCACUGGUUUCCCACUGAGUGCAGAAAAGAGAUGCUGUAUUUGUUCAUGAUGUUUAAUUGGUUAUUCGACACAACUUACUCACAAACCCUCACCCAAUUUCACACACAGAAAGUUAAGCAAAGUAUUAAGCUGUACUGUACUUUCAUUCUUUACUGCACAUUGGCAUUGAGGUCUCAAAACACUGUUUUUUGUUUUGUGUUUUUCUGAUAUCUUGUUUUAUGUUAAAGAUCUUCACAGAUUUUUAAACAUAUUUGUAAUGGUUGCCAAUGUUCUGAAAGGUUUUCUUUUAUUCCCGACACAAGGUCAUGAUGUUAGUAUGGUUGAUGUCAUAAGAUCAGUGUGCUAGAAGAAAACAUAAAUGUUAAUAUUUUGAAAAUUAUUUUGUCAGGAAAGUAAACUGUUGUUAACCGUCAGAGAUUACCACAGUCCUUAUGUAUUAAUGAGCCUUAGUCAGGCGUAUGUAUACACACCAAUAGCUUGUGGCAUACAGUAUGCAUAUCUCAGAAUGAAUUCAGAAGGAAAAACUGCUUAGUUUUGAAUAUUGUUUGUUUGGUUUUCUUUUUUGUAUAUUUUAUAGUGUCUCUGUAUUUUUGUUAUGAGAUAAUUUUUAUUGUAUUUAGGUCACAAACAGUUGAAUAUUUUUCAAUAAUUUAUAUUUUAUAAAAGACAAGAGUUGCAGACAGCUGGUGCUUUCAUGAGAAUUUAAAGGUAGCACAGGAUAAAAUAAUGUAGCGUUUUUUCUGUUUUUUGUUUAUUUUUUUGUUUGUUUUUUUUAUUCUUUUUUAUAAAGUAAAU